GAAGAUGACAGACUAGCUAGUUACAAAAAAUCCUUAUCAAAAUGGAGAAGAACAAGAGUCCCGGGAGGGGGUGAUGAUUUGGAGCUGGUUUUGCAGUACCCAUAUGCCAAAAACGUGAUAUACUUGGCGAUUGGAAAUGACUCCGUUGAUGUCGUGUCUACAUUGCUUUCCCGACAUGAUGUCAAAAAUACGACUGUGCUGCUUCAUGACGUUCUAAGAAUCUGAAAAUCUUGCCCUUCGUUGUCACGAACAUCGAAAUUUAAUGACUUGAUAGUAAAAUGAAGAUUGUCGAAGACAUGCGUUCCUGCGGCAGUCCCUCAGAUCUUCUUUGUGCGAGAUUUAUUGCGUUGAAUGAAUGGAUGAAUGAAUGAAUUGCGUUGUAUUGUCUUGUAUUGUAUUGUAUUGCAUUGUAUUGCAUUGUAUUGCAUUUUGCCUUCCAUCUUAGGGGUGUCGAGCUAAGGCCCUGAGUCUUUCUCACUCUUUGGGUGUGAUGGGGUUUUGAGUCCUUUCCAUCCUUUGGGUGUGAUGGGGUUUUGAGUCCUUUCCAUCCUCUGGGUGUGAUGGGGUUUUGAGUCGGUAGCCGACGUGGUUCGGAUGAUAAUAAGAUGCGUGUCUGCUUCGGAUUGCUAUCGGCGCACUUUCUCCCAUUUAUGAAGGAGGGUGUCCAUACUCUUCCUCCUGGUACUACUACUACUCUGACUACGAAGUACCCUACUAUUACUAGUACCCUACAACUACUAAUAGAUACUACUAGUACCCUACUGCUACUACCAGUAAGUACCCACCUACUACUACUAGUAAGUACAAGUGAGGACCCUCAAAAAUCCUAAAAAAACUGUCUCUAACCUUUGCUAUGGAAUCACUCGGCGGCAAGAGCAGAAGGUUGUCAUCGACUGGGAUGGCGAGGUCAGGAAUGCACAAGAAACACCCAAGGAUGCUGAAGAAACUACGCAAGUGGGCAGUGGUAUUCAUUAUAAGCGUAAAUAUUUAUAUUACUAUAAUUUCUUUUUUAGUAUUACCUCUCCGUUGGUCAAGAUCGUAAUCCUUGAAAUGUCACAAAGAUUCACAAAGAUCAGACGGAUGAAAAUCACCAAAAUGACCAAGAGGGACCGCCAGGCGAACAAGGACGACCAAGAUCGCCAGGCGAACAAGGUGCCCACCGGCACCACUUUCAACGCGUUGGCCUUAGUUGGCGCGGGUGUCGGCGGUUUCUCCUCUCUCUCUCGUUUGUGGCUCAAGCCUCCCAACACAGUCAAGGACAAAGCACAACCGGAAAGAUCUCAGAGGAAACCGGCAGGCCUAAAUGCAUAUGGUGCCGAAAUCAGUGAUCAACAGACAAAGGACCCCCGGCGUAUUCUGAUAGCAGAAAUAACGAAUGGGAGCAGCUGUAAUCAGUUCGUAACGUCUUGUCAGUUCUGAUCAAUGACGAGCAUCAGUGUAGGAUGAACGUACGAAAUCAAUGAUGAUAGCAUAGGCGUUCCCAUAUGAAGCCCGUGGAGCUUUCCUCGUCAUGAUAUCCCAAUGAAGAAGCUGAGACUUCCUCCUUGCAACCCCAAUGAACACUAUCAGGGAGCAAACCAGCCAGAGACCAUUUGUCUCAGGCUGUGAGCUCAAUUUGCAUCAAGUUCAGAGUUUCUCACCGAGAAACUGCGCGUGACUUCGCAGUCUGUGUUCGAGUGGUCCAGCGCUCUCACCUUUACAGCGUCCUUUUUCGUGCUUCUCUUAGCUAGGGCUCUGCAACAACUAUAAUUUCGAUUCCUACUAGACGAUACACGUUCGGAAUUCAUCGUUUUCACGGAGAAGUUAUGAACGUAAAUAUCUAUGAUUCCUGCUCAAAAACAGUAGCAAUACAUUUCGUCGAGACUUAUCGUUUUUAUGUUGAGGGAGGGGAAUACCAUGUUUCAGAAAGGUGAAUGUAAACUUUUUGUUUCGUGUCAGUUAUUUUUACAUCAAAAUGAAUCAUCUUUAGGUGUGUCGAAAGCCGUCAAAGUCGUUGAGUUAGGAACUGAAAAAGGUGAGUUGGCGGAGAAAACAGAUACCCUGCCGCUGCAGAAAUUGCCUUAAGGCCAUCCAUGGUUUUUUUCUAACAGACUAUAAAUAAGCUUUUUGAACGGUCGGAUUCUUUUGCUUACAUAUGCAUGAGAUUCCCAUACUAGAUAGCAAUUCAUCAAGGAUCUUCUACUAGGUAAAAUUUUCACAGAUGAGCCUUGUUGGAGUAUACCUAAGGGAGCCGUAAUAUCUGACUAGGUGCUAUGGGUAUCUGAUCAUCACUAUGAAUUAGAGCACCCUCUAACUACAAGCUGCACACGAAACCGAAUUGGCGGAGACGAAGUCCGAGGAGCAGGAGCCUGAAGGCAGCUCUUUUUUGUCCAUCGGAGCGAAGAUACACAGCUUUUGGAACAAGUUUAGUAUCGAAUAUCAAAUAUCCUCGUCAGUGUGUUUAUGAGUCGACCUAGGGAUAGGAGUAGGAAACCGCUGAAGCUAGCAUAUGAUAUUGAAGCUAUGAGUUGUGAUAGUUGCAGUUUGUUGUAGUAGAACUCAUGCGACGUGCUAGACACUAUGUCAUUGUUUUACUCAUCACCAUCAUUCCCAAUAUCUUUCUUUGAGGUCCUCGGUUUUCAUCCAAUUCCGGUUCCAGCGAUGGAAAUCGCCUAGACAGCACUGCGGCGACAAAUUACGGUUCUCAAAGAUAA
Amoebophrya sp. A25 is the source of this 2693-nucleotide messenger RNA. The record is from the annotation of a GenBank genome assembly. Lineage: Eukaryota; Dinophyceae; Syndiniales; Amoebophryaceae.